UCAGUGCUAGGUUAAGUGAUUAAAAUUGUAAGAUUUAGUUUACUAUUCGAGAUCAGACUGUUUUAGACUGUAAGUGCUCAUAACUACCCAUCUCACAUUCAUAUAGAAAAGUAUCUGCUGAUAAACAUGGCACUGUCAAUGAUGAGAAAAAUUGCCAUCAGUAACAUGUGUGUUGUUGUUGGACUAACAAGAAGAGCAAGUGCAAGAAGCCUAGCAACAAACACAACUAUAAAAGCAAAGAAAACACAACCGGAAUUACCAUCUGAGGGGGAGAUCACAAAAUCUGUGUUCAUGUCGCAAUCAACUGAUAUCUACACAAAUCUUGCUAUGGAAGAUUGGAUGUACCGUAACAUGGAUUUCUCUAACCAUCACAUUAUGAUGGUAUGGCGUAAUGAGCCAUGUGUGGUAAUUGGAAGGCAUCAGAACCCUUGGCUUGAGGCCAAUGUGCCCUUUUUGGGUGAGAAAGAAAUUUCCUUGGCUCGCCGCAACAGCGGUGGUGGCACUGUAUAUCAUGACCGUGGAAACCUCAACAUCACAUUCUUUACUCAUCGGGACAGAUAUGAUAGGAAAUACAACUUGGAAGUUAUAAAGAGGGCCCUGUACAGAGGCUUUGGAAUUAAAUCUCUCAUCAAUGAACGUCAAGAUAUUCUUGUUAGAGAUAAAUAUAAAAUAUCUGGAACUGCUGCUAAGCUUGGUCGUUUAUCUGCAUAUCACCACUGCACACUUCUAGUCAACGCCAACAAGGCUGAUCUCAGCAAGGCACUUGCUAAACGAGAGCAUGGCAUACAGACAAACGCGACGCCGUCCACGCCCUCCCCCGUGGCGAACCUGGCCGAUAUCGACAACAGGGUCACUGUUGAGAGCCUCCAAACGGCCAUUGGCUACGAGUUCUUGAGGACCCCGGCCCUGCACAUUGAAGAUGCGGGCGAACGGCACAUAUCGAAACAGAGGGGCUUCCAGUUCAUCAACCCUACGGAUGAUUGGUUCCCGGGUCUGGCUGAAUUGAGGAACGAGCUGACCACCUGGGACUGGUGUUACGGCCGAACUCCGGAGUUCACCGUGAGUCGGUCGUUCCCCGUCCCAGCUGAACUCCUCGCGCCCUCCAAGGUCUAUUCGGCUACUCAAGAGCUGGUCAUCAGUAUGACGGUAGAAAAGGGACUGAUUAAUGACGUCACGCUCAAUAUUCCCCCCGGUCUGGUUGAAUCCGGGUUCCACGGUGAAGCGUCAGUCAUUACCCAUCUAAAGGGAAAACGGUUCACGUCAGAAGCUCUAACCGCACUCGAAGACGCGAUGCUCACACGUCACGUGACCAGUGACGUCAGAAAACUAGACGAAAAAGAACAAUUCGUCGCGAAAUGCUUCGAUCAAGUGGUCAACACUGUUUAAGUCUGUGUUAUUCGUAAAAUGGUGCUAUGUUCUUAGUAUAAGUAUUAUCAGUUUAUAAUUGUUGUUUGUCAAGUGGCUGUAAAUUUUAUCGUAAUGAUUAUGAUGGUCGGUUCAAAGGCCGACAGCGAAUUGUAUAUGUACCUACUUAUCAAAUCUGUUUACGAUGUUUUGUGUCGUCUUACGAGCUUCCAUAUUAACCAAAUUAUUAUGUUUGCAAAUGCGUUAGAUUUUUUUUAUUGUGAUUAAUGUUUGCUUAUUUGCUUUAUUGUUAUUUUGUGUUCUUUUAGUUAAGUGUUAUAAUAUUGUUAAAGACGUGGAAUCGCAGUGACUAAAUGUAUUAUUUAUGCAAUAAAAAUUGAAUGUUAAUGAUAA
This is a messenger RNA of Colias croceus (clouded yellow), 1758 nucleotides long. RefSeq names its product lipoyltransferase 1, mitochondrial (gene Lipt1). Gene Ontology annotation, cellular component: mitochondrion; cytoplasm. Gene Ontology annotation, molecular function: lipoyltransferase activity. Gene Ontology annotation, biological process: protein lipoylation. The coding region runs from base 127 to 1386 and encodes 419 amino acids. NCBI's taxonomy places the organism in Eukaryota, Metazoa, Arthropoda, Insecta, Lepidoptera, Pieridae. The record is from RefSeq and is a predicted model, not a curated record. The transcript is spliced from 4 exons.